AUACAGCCCGGUGCUCUCGCAGGGAACAAUGCAGCCAUACAGCCAGCUGGCAGAGCGCAGACCACGGCCGGGCAGGAAGGUACGGACAGGUCUCUGGGUGAGAGUAUGGGGCAUCCUCUGCCCCCAAGGAAUGUCUUAGGCUGUCACCUAAUCUCUGAGUCACAACAAGCAGCUCAGUCCCGGCUGGAGAAUCGGAUGGUUCUGGCUUAGUGGUGAUCUUUUCCACUCCAGUCUGCUGUAACAUCCUGGUGCAAGGAUGCUGUCUGUAAACUCAGAUGGGAAGGUUUUAGUCCGGAGAUGCUUCCUAACUCUCAGGCCCUUCCGGAUUUUUGUCCUGGGUAUCGGAUUUUUUACCCUUUGCUUCCUGAUGACCUCACUGGGUGGCCAGUUUUCAGCCAAGCGCUUGGCAGAUUCUCCAUUCACCAUCCGGACUGAAGUUCUGGGCAUGGGAGAGUCACGUGGAGCCUUGCGCAGAAUGAAUGACAUAUUAGAGACCCUGGUAAGGAGGAUGGAUAUCUUAGCAAGACUGGAAAAUGCCAGCGAGUCUCGGAGGGUAGAGGACACUGGACACUUCACUUUGGACAGCGUGCAGUCAAUGGGUCUGAUGGAGAAGAUACAAGCGAUUGCUCAGAAUGUGUCUGACAUUGCAGUCAAAGUGGAUCAGAUCCUGCGGAACAGCCUCUUGAGAGGAAAAGUGCUUGAAGGUCAGAGGGAUCUUUGUGACAUCCCAAGAGACCCCUGGUUUCCAGACUGUUUGGGAAAAGUAGAGUGGAUGCGAUCACGGUGGACAUCAGAUCCGUGUUAUGCUUUCUAUGGGGUGGACGGCACAGAGUGCUCGUUUCUCGUGUACCUUAGUGAGGUGGAAUGGUUUUGUCCAGUGCUUCCUUGGAGAAAUCAAUCUAUAAAUCCCUUUUUCAAACCCCGCCCCAAAAAACAGGCUGCCUUCCGCACAGAGCUCUCCUCUCUUCUCGACCUAAUGGAAACUGGCAAAGACUCUCUCAUUUUUAUGAAGAAGAGGCUGAGGAGGUUAGAGGCUCAGUGGCUGCUGGCUGCUCGGAGGUUGGAGGCCAGGAUUAAUAAUUCACCAAAGGAGCAGAAACAGAUCCUUGUCCACAUUGGAUUUCUGACAGAGGAGUCUGGUGACGUGUUCAGUCCAAGGGUGCUGAAAGGGGGUCCUCUGGGGGAGAUGGUGCAAUGGGCAGAUAUCCUUGCAGCACUCUAUGUCUUAGGACACAGUCUAAAAAUAACAGUGUCUGUGAAAGAAUUGCAGAGCUACUUAGGUGUCCCACCUGGAAGGGGAAAUUGCCCACUGACAGAACCUCUAGGUUUUGAUCUCAUUUACACAGACUAUCAUGGCAUGCAGCAAAUGAAGCAGCACAUGGGCCUGUCCUUCAGGAAAUACAGGUGCCGUCUACGUGUGGUGGACACAUUUGGGACAGAGCCGGCUUAUAACCAUGAAGAGUAUGCCACACUCCACGGCUAUCGCACAAACUGGGGAUACUGGAAUCUGCAUCCCAAACAGUUCAUGACAAUGUUUCCUCACACUCCAGAUAAUUCCUUCAUGGGAUUUGUAACGGACGAACUGAAUGAAACUGAGCGCCAACAGGUAACUCAGAACAAGGUCCGGAACAUGGCAGUUGUGUAUGGCAAGGAAGCAGCCAUGUGGAAGUUGCAGGGUAAAGAAAAGUUUCUGGCAGUAUUACACAAGCACAUGGAAGUACACGGGACUGUUUAUUUCGAAACCCAGAGGCCCCCUGAGGUUCCUGCAUUUGUGAAAAACCAUGGGUUGUUGCCUCAGCAGGAUCUACAGCAGCUGCUAAAGAAGGCCAAGCUGUUUAUAGGAUUUGGCUUUCCCUAUGAAGGACCAGCUCCCUUGGAAGCCAUCGCCAAUGGCUGUGUGUUCCUGCAACCACGUUUCAAUCCACCGCACAGCUCUCUCAACCAUGAAUUCUUCCGAGGCAAACCAACCUCCAGAGAGGUAUCAUCUCAGCAUCCCUACAUGGAGAUGACCAUUGGGCGGCCACAUGUCAUAACAGUGGACUACAAUAACACCCAAGAGUUUGAGGCAGCUAUAAAAACUAUUAUGAGGAGCAAGGUUGAUCCAUACUUGCCCUAUGAGUAUACGAGUGAAGGCAUGCUGCAGAGACUCCAUGCCUACAUUCAACAUCAGGAGUUUUGCUCCCAUCCUUUGCCAGUGCCCAUUCCUGUUAACACAUCCCAGGCUCCUUUGCCCUCUUGUUUGGUUCUCAUUAAUCACACACACCUGGUUUGGCCAUCCAGUGAACCUCCUCCCUCCAUCUGGCCCCCAGUCACGUCAAUGCAGGUCUGGCUGUCUGCAGAAGGGGAAUCAUGCACAAAUGCUUGCUGGGAGCGCGACUUGGUGUGUGAGCCCGCAUUCUUCAGUGUAAUCAACCGUCAGCGUGUUCUGGAGCAGCUUGGAGCCCAAUGUGACAGCACAGAAUCUGUCAUGAACCACUUGUACCCUGCUGUGUCACCCUCUGUCCGUGAGUGCUACCUCCAGAGGGAACCAUUGCUCUUCAGCUGUUCAGGACAAAGCACAAAGUUCCGCCGGCUAUGUCCAUGUAGGGACUACCACCCAGGACAAGUGGCGUUGUGCAAAGACUGCUCAUGAAACAGACCCAUUGCUAAGCCUGCCAUUUGUCAUCAUCAAACUUCCAGCGAGUUUUCGCAGAGACUGCCGCAUGCAGAGGUCCCACACCUACUGUAUUUUUUAUAACUCAAUUUAAAGGCUCGGAUCUUUGCUCUGGGGUUUAUGCUGCAGCAUAAAGCAAUAUAGUGUAAAAUAUACACUCAUACAGCAACCUGUGUAACAGUUCCUAGAGCCACGUAAUGAUAUCCUGCCCUCUUAUGAUUUCUGAUCCUUCUAUUGCACAAGGUACAACAAUAUUUCUAUGAAUAAAGCACAAUGAAGAUAUCAGAGGACACAUUGGUGGGAUUUUGAUUGUUACUGCAGAGCUGUCAGUGGAGGAUAAACCAAAAUAAAGGGCACGUUCUAACCGCAAUAUUUUGAAGAUAUUGGUAACACUGCCAUCCAGCAUGCAUAGACUCAGUGACAGAUAGGAGUGAUAGAACAUCAUUCCUAAACAUGAUAAAUGUGACUAUUUUUUUUUUUAAAGCCCGACAAGAAAACAGAAGUAUUUCUAACUGUUAGUUCAUUGAAACAAGUUGGACCAAAUGUGAAGUGUAUGAAUACCUAUUUGCCAGCCAUGUAGCAGUGAUUUUGUUUUGAAAUUAAAAUAUAUGCACCUAUCCUGAACAACUAGCAUUUCAGAUUCAGCUGGAGUGUUUUCAAAGACGCAGUGUGAGCAAUAGACAUUUUGUUUUCUUUUAAAUAUUUAUGUUCAAUAAAGGUUUAACUGGAAAGGAA
Pseudophryne corroboree (corroboree frog) is the source of this 3388-nucleotide messenger RNA. It is a transcript of the gene MGAT5B, whose product is annotated as alpha-1,6-mannosylglycoprotein 6-beta-N-acetylglucosaminyltransferase B. The transcript has 19 exons. NCBI's taxonomy places the organism in Eukaryota, Metazoa, Chordata, Amphibia, Anura, Myobatrachidae. The record is from RefSeq and is a predicted model, not a curated record. Gene Ontology annotation, biological process: protein N-linked glycosylation. Bases 257 to 2632 code for a protein of 791 amino acids. Gene Ontology annotation, cellular component: Golgi apparatus. Gene Ontology annotation, molecular function: alpha-1,6-mannosylglycoprotein 6-beta-N-acetylglucosaminyltransferase activity.